UUCUUGACGCUUUUAACCUGGGAUCGCGAGCCUGUCUGCUAUUUCUCUGAAACACCGCGACAGUAUACAAGUCACACGAAUCAGCUUCGGAAACACGAAAAAAGGACACGACGCGAUAUUCCUUAACAAGUAACGACAGCGCCAUGCUAUCAUUCCUGGCCCUCCUCGUCGUCAUCACCGCAGCUAGCAGAGUCGAGUGCUCCUGUCUUGAAAUAUCGUCAGAUGGCACCACCGAUGCAGGAUGCGCAUUCAAUGAUACGACACUUCAAGUAGGACAAGUGGUCACGAGCCUACACCCAGAGUGUAUGUCGUACACGUGCGUUAGGACCAAUGUGAUCCGGAAGUGCGGAAUAGGGUAUAACGAUGACAAUUACCCACGCCUACCACUAAUGGACUCUCCCGACGUGACCUGUACGGAGACACAAAAUCCGGACUGUACUGUUAACAUGGUUUGUGUGGGCACGCCCGUAUUUGCUUCUUCAGAUAUGGAAACCCCCAACGGAUCAUUCUAAAUGACUAAUAAAUUCAUUAGUAAUGC
Mizuhopecten yessoensis (Yesso scallop) is the source of this 538-nucleotide messenger RNA. RefSeq lists its product as uncharacterized. Lineage: Eukaryota; Metazoa; Mollusca; Bivalvia; Pectinida; Pectinidae. The record is from RefSeq and is a predicted model, not a curated record. Bases 144 to 512 code for a protein of 122 amino acids. The transcript is spliced from 3 exons.